This is a messenger RNA of Paramisgurnus dabryanus, 1183 nucleotides long. It is a transcript of the gene nmrk1, whose product is annotated as nicotinamide riboside kinase 1. The record is from RefSeq and is a predicted model, not a curated record. NCBI's taxonomy places the organism in Eukaryota, Metazoa, Chordata, Actinopteri, Cypriniformes, Cobitidae.
GCAGAUGGCGCAGUCGAGCAGCUUUUACAUAAAAGUAAAUGGCGCAGAAGAACAAGCACGAACAAAAUUAAUCCGUUAAUGGACGACUUCACUUUUUUACUGCAAGCUCUUAACUAGCUUUCUUCCACGUGUGACAGAUCGGUUGUCCGAACAGAUGUCUAAUGAAAAACUAUUUUAAUAAAAUAAUUGAUUCGUGAUGAAGAGAGUCAUCAUUGGAAUUGGUGGAUCGCAUCUAAAUGAUUUACUAGAAUGACAAAUGGAGGAAAGACUACGCUGAGUAAACACCUUCAAGACGUUCUGCCUAAAAGCUGUGUUAUUUCUCAAGACAACUUCUUCAAGGAUGAAUCAAUGGUCGCUGUUGAUAUCAAUGGCUUUAAGCAGUUUGACGCUCUGGAUGCCCUGCACAUGGACAGGAUGAUGAGUGAUGUUGACUCAUGGCAGAAUGACCCUGAGAGCUUCAUGACAUCUCGUGGUCUUACAGUGACAUCCGCAACAUCACAGCAACCCAAUGUUCUUAUAGUGGAAGGAUUCCUCAUUUUUAAUCAUGGGCCUCUUAAUAUCUUAUUUGACAAAAGGUUCUUCCUGCAGAUACCAUACGAGACAUGCAAACAGAGAAGAAGCUCACGAGUCUAUGUGCCUCCAGAUCCACCAGACUACUUUGAUGGUCAUGUUUGGCCCAUGUACCUGAAGAACAGAAAAGAGAUGGAAGAAGCUGUAAAUGACAUUGUGUUUUUGGAUGGCACCCAGAAGCAAGAGGUGUUGCUGUCCUCUGUUCUUGCAGACAUCCAGGAAAUACUUAUGGUUACGCAGAGCUGAGUUAUCAUAAAUAGCCAAGUAAGGCAGUUCUCACAAUGAGGAACAUUAUCCCAAACUGCCUGCCACUACAAAUACACUAUGACUACAAUACAUGUACAUUAAUGCUUUAUUUUGCUGCCUCAUUGUAGUGCUUCCUGUCAUUAUCCACCAUCAUAUGACAAUUUGUAAAAUAAACAUAACAGAACACAUGCAUAAAUAAUGCUUUAAAUCUCGAUAAAGGAAGGAUUGUGCAUUUUUAUACAUUUACAAGCUAAUUCUUUUUUGUUUUUAAAGGUUUUUUUAUUAAAUAAUGUUUAUGUUAAAUAUUUUCACUAUGUGAAAGUGUAUUAGUAGUAUAUAAGAAAUUAAAUACUAUUACAUGCUGUUC